AUGUCCUUCGGCUUUGCGAUUGGAGAUUUCGUAGCAUUGGGAAGGCUAGCAUGGGGGCUCUACAAGCAAUGCAAAGGAGCCUCGGCAGAGUUCGCUGAAGUUUGCCACGAGGUCUUGUCAAUCCACACGGCCCUUCGCGAGCUUGAAGACGAAGCUCAAAAUGAAGACUCCAUACUCAACCGUGCUGGAAAGGGAAGGCAGAAGGAGCUCAACAAUAUUCUUCAGAACUGCACAGAAGUUCUUGGACAACUUGAGAUGUUAGUAACCCGAUACCGCAGCCUAGGUACAAGCCAGAGAAAAGUGUGGGACCGCAUCAAAUUCGGUGACGAGGGCAUUCAAGUCAUUCGGAACAAACUGGUGCUUCACACCUCAACAUUGACACUGUUUCUGACCAGUCUUGGCACUGGAUCUCUCGGCCGAAUAGAGAAGAAGCUAGACGAUAUUGCAGCAGAGAUACGAGCAGGCCAUCAUGAACUUUCGGUCAUUACUGCUGUCAACGACGAACUUGGGCCCUCGCAAAGCGAGGCAUGGACUUUCCUUUUCAGGGAGCUGGCGGAAGACUUCUCAGUGCAAGAAGUUGAAGCUUUCAAGGGGGAGAUCCAGGCCUACAUCAAACAGUUGGUGGAUCGAGGAGCGCUUGAAGAACAUGGCUCCUCUCCUUUUUCAACCAAAAAUGCCGAGGACUUGUUAACGCCUCGGUUAUCUCCUUCCCCCUCUCCAGUAGUGGAGUCGUCUGGUGCUUCUCCUGCACCUAUUGAUUGGCGAAACAGGUGGUGGCCACCGAAGCCGACAGCUACUAGCGAUUCUGAUAGUGAAGGAACGGAUAGGGUUGUUCGUCCACCGCCGAAUAGGUUACAGCCUGACAAAAGAGCCACUUCAACCCAAACCCGUCGGUCAUCCACAUGGAAGAGAACUGAAGACCGUGAAUUGGAGAUAGCUAAGAGCACGCUCAACUCCAGCACAGUCCCGUCUGGUCUUACUGACAACAUCUUGCUCCGCCCAAUCGAGGACAGAGGCGAUGAAUCAAGAAGAUGGGGCGAGAGUUGCAAAAUUGGCAUUGAAAUUGGUAAUGAUUGCUGCCGUGUGGCUGCGUAUGACUUCGUUCGUGAAGAAGCCGUCUCUCUUUCCGAUGACUUUGGCUGUACAGAGAUACCCACCUGUAUUGCAUUCACCCGGGAUAAGAUUCUGGUGGGCCAUGCUGCCAGAAACCAGGCAACAAGCAAUCUUGAAAAUACAUUCUUGGGCUUUACCUGCCUCUUGGAAGAAUUAAACACUGACUGGAGCAGCAAAACUCGACUUGAUUACCAGAAGUUUCAGUGUUCCUCGCUUCGCCAGAGAGGCCAAGACUUGGUUGUUUACGUUCCCUGCCGUCGGAGGCACUAUACUCUGGUCGAAUUGACCGCAAAUCUUCUUAGCUAUUGCCGACAACUAGCGGAAGCCCGCUGCUCGUCAGCUGCGCUACAUGUCUGCAUCACGACGUCUUCAACUUGGGGUAUUUCUACCUUCAGAACGCUGGCUGAAGCUGCUGAAGUUUCUGGGAUUGUUUCCCCGGCGAUUGUGUCAUACGGGAUCGCUUUUGGGCUCAAUUACGCAACUCGAAAACAAAUUUGGACCCGCCAGGACGAGCUGAGCAGCAUGAUCGUUAAUAUGGAUUCUCGGGGGUGUUCCAUGUUUCAGAUCGUGGUCGUUUCCGAUGCAGAGGGCCGACCACAAAUUUCUCUAAUGGGGUGUCGUAUGUUACAAUACGGCUUCUCUAUUGAUGAAGUAACAGCGUCCUCGCUAAUUCCAGAAGCUCUCCCAUCCAAGCAUUACAUAAAGAAAAUCGGAAUGCAAAUGCAAGAUGCGAGAGGAAACUUCUUGCGAGGCGGAGAACGAUUCUUCGAUUUUCCGAGGCUAGGGGACGUUGAAGACUUCGUGCCCGUGCCACCACGUGUUGACAUGUGCUCGAUCGACGAGAACUAUCUGAAAAAUUUAUUGGACCAUCUUCAAUAUUGUUGGUAUGCAGCAAGGCCAGUGGAUUCGUGUAUACUGACGGGUGAACUGGCACUCCUUGAAAGCGUGCAAUCAACGUUCAAUCAGCAUUUAUUUUCAAACUUGGACCCUGCUUGCAUACUUGGGGUUCCGAGCCCCGACGAUCCAUUCAAUGCCUCCAAGGGAGCGGCGGAGCUAGAUCUGCAUACAGUUGACGUGGACGAGUUUCUGCCAUAUUGUCUUGAACUCCAAACCCUUAGCCAGGACCAUCAAACUCAUUUCCUUGUUCUGGCGGAUUACAUCAAACGUGGGCAGCACCGUGCUUCAUGGUCAAAUCUUAUGCAUUUGGUUCCACAAUCGACGAAGCAGGGCGGACUGUAUUUGAAAGUCGUCGAAACAGACCGUAAGAGCAAAGCUUUGACACGUGGGGUCCUGUUCGAGGCUGCAAUCAAAAUCGCUAUGGUUAGUAGCCGGUACAGCCUGGCGGUUUCUGUUGACGUAGACUUCAAUAUCGGAUUCAAGCUGCAGUGCGAGGACGGUGUACAGGAUGAUGGCGUCCUGGCAGAAGUCCAUUGCUCCAAUUCCAGAAUCGUGGACCUUCGACGUGGAAAUUUCGUGGUUGUCACGGAGCGGAUAAGGAAAGAAUGGCUAAUGAAGCCGCUUGGAGAAGAAAUUGCGCCAUCACCGACUUUCAAGGCGGAUGGGAAGAACAUCAAACCUCCUGGGAGAGACCGAGGCCACAAGAGGGAUGUGAAGUCAAAGCGUGACAGUAGGACAGAGACCAAUAAAUCGAGGCAGCCUAAGCCGACAGCUAUGUGGAAGAUAAUGGGAUUGGUCUAG
Endocarpon pusillum Z07020 is the source of this 2811-nucleotide messenger RNA. RefSeq lists its product as uncharacterized. Gene Ontology annotation, cellular component: nucleus; cytosol. The coding region runs from base 1 to 2811 and encodes 936 amino acids. Gene Ontology annotation, biological process: protein folding. The transcript has a single exon. NCBI's taxonomy places the organism in Eukaryota, Fungi, Ascomycota, Eurotiomycetes, Verrucariales, Verrucariaceae. Gene Ontology annotation, molecular function: ATP-dependent protein folding chaperone; ATP binding. The record is from RefSeq and is a predicted model, not a curated record.